ACCCUAUACUAACUACUAUCAAGAUGGAACAGGAUUUAAAUAAUCCUGCUAUACGCUCAGAAGACAUAUCAGAGGACAUUGGUACUGAAGUCUUCGCAGAUGAAUCAAUAAGCUUUGAUGAGAAUGGCAACAAGGUUUGGCUUAUAAAGAUACCAAAAUUCUUGAAAGAACGCUGGGAAAAUGUCGAUCAGGACGCUUUAGAAUUAGGUACUUUAAGAGUAUUCAACGACAACUCCGUCAAAGUUAUCCUCCCUAAUCAACAAUACGAUCAACUCACACCUGAUCUCCCCAGAGAGUACACUCUAAACGUACAUAAGCAUACAUCUGAUAAUAGCUAUGUAUUCGCUGAAAAAGAAUCAGAAAUUACCCAAGAACAGCAAAAUGUUGCAAACAGUGGCGCUUUCACAAAGAUAAACCCUCCAAUAAACACGAAAUUAUCAGGAAAAAUACAUCAUGAAGGCUCCCUUAUUCCAGAUUUAAAUGAUAGUUAUAAACAUAUCAUGAAGCAAAGACAACAGUCUGCUAGUCAACCUAAACGUACUGCCAAGAUUUUGGAGCCAGAAGAUACCAAAUUGGCUUCUGGAUUUAACACUGCAUCUAGAUUCAGCUCCUUCAUUAAAACUGAUAAAUCUAAACAAAAAGGUGCUCAAUUCGAAAGAGCGGCUAGAAUGCCUAGAAAUGAACUACUUGAUUUACUUUUCAGUCUAUUUGAAAGACAGAAGUAUUGGAAUAUGAGAGACUUAAGAUCAAGAACUCAACAACCAUUAACAUACUUGAAAGAAACACUAAUGACAAUCGCUCAUUUAGCUAAUAAAGGUCCAUAUCACGGACAUUGGUACUUACAGGAUGUCUAUCAACGUGAACAUCACGAUAAAGUUAGACAACAAGCUGAAUUUGAAAGGCAAGCAAAAGAAGAAGAUGUUUUGGAUAAUGAUGACAUUGAUAAUAAUGAUACUAAUGCAUAAUUUAUUUAUUUUUUUC
Messenger RNA from Wallemia mellicola CBS 633.66, 981 nucleotides. Its product is annotated as transcription initiation factor IIF, beta subunit. The transcript has 4 exons. The record is from RefSeq and is a predicted model, not a curated record. Bases 24 to 965 code for a protein of 313 amino acids. Lineage: Eukaryota; Fungi; Basidiomycota; Wallemiomycetes; Wallemiales; Wallemiaceae. Gene Ontology annotation, biological process: transcription initiation at RNA polymerase II promoter; transcription by RNA polymerase II. Gene Ontology annotation, cellular component: transcription factor TFIIF complex.